This is a messenger RNA of Rosa chinensis, 1133 nucleotides long. Its product is annotated as protein SULFUR DEFICIENCY-INDUCED 2. The transcript has 4 exons. The coding region runs from base 88 to 978 and encodes 296 amino acids. The record is from RefSeq and is a predicted model, not a curated record. NCBI's taxonomy places the organism in Eukaryota, Viridiplantae, Streptophyta, Magnoliopsida, Rosales, Rosaceae. Gene Ontology annotation, molecular function: protein binding.
CAACUCCCUCUGUCUCAAACAGCGAGCUCCAUUAUAGCUCUCAGAUCAUUGUUGUUUCUGGGUUUCAAGCAUUUGAAGAAGAAGAAAAUGAAGAGUCCGAGAAAAGGAGGAGAGGUUUCUCAAGACCCUCCUCCAUACCAUGUUCUUCACAAAUUGCCUCCUGGUGAUAGCCCUUAUGUUCGAGCCAAACACGUCCAGUUAGUUGAGAAGGAUCCAGAAGCUGCAAUAGUAUUGUUUUGGAAGGCGAUCAAUGCUGGAGACAGGGUGGAUAGUGCCCUAAAGGACAUGGCAAUAGUCAUGAAGCAGCAAGACAGAGCAGAUGAAGCAAUUGAAGCAAUAAUGUCAUUCAGGGAUCGCUGCUCCAAGCAGGCACAGGAAUCCCUAGAUAACGUACUAAUUGACUUGUACAAGAAAUGUGGGAGAAUGGAGGAGCAAAUAGAGCUAUUGAAGCAGAAGCUUCGAAUGAUUUACCAAGGAGAGGCCUUCAAUGGUAAGCUUACCAAGACAGCACGCUCUCAUGGAAGGAAGUUCCAGGUCACCAUCAAGCAAGAGACCUCCAGGAUACUGGGGAACUUAGGUUGGGCCUACAUGCAACAAGGGAACCAUGUGGCAGCAGAAGUGGUAUAUCACAAAGCUCAAAUCAUCGAUCCAGAUGCCAACAAGGCCUGUAACUUAUGCCUCUGCCUGAUCAGGCAAGCCCGGUAUGCAGAGGCACGGUCAGUUCUUGAUGAAGUGUUGCAGGGUAAGCUUUCAGGAUCAAGCGAGGACAAGUCGAAAAAACGCGCUGCGGAACUGUUGCAGGAGCUAAAGCAAUGCCAGCCUGUAGUCUUGUCAUCCAAUAAUUCUUUAGGUUUAAAUAUAGAAGAUGCUUUUCUGGAGGGGCUUGACCAGUUGGUGAAGCACUGGACCGCUUUAAGAUCAAGAAGACUUCCCAUCUUUGAAGAGAUUUCUCCGCACAGGGAUCAGUUAGCGUGCUGAUCUUCGUUGUUGCUUGCCUCCCCUUAAUAUUUGCGGGUAUAAACUAUAUGAUAACGAUCACAAUCACUUGUAUAAAUGGCUGUAUUCACCCGUUUAAUCAAAGAUAAAUGCUGGAGUGUGUGAAAUGAGGCAUGAUGAGAUUGUUAGCUUGUUAA